AGGGGGGUAUGCACCUGACCCUGGGCCCGGGGACUGUCCCCUCCGACUGCUGCCCAAGAGGGCUGCAGCUCACCGCCCCGCUCUGCAGCCUUGCAGGUUGCCCAACCGCACCUAAGUGGACAAUCUGUGUUAUUUCUUUGGCUACUGAAGAUUGAUUUGCGGCGCUGUUGCACGGUGUUGAAAGGACGCAUGAAGAAGGUGAUGCUCAGGGGUUGCUCCUGGCUCUGCACUCGGGAAUCACUCCUGGCGAUGCUUGGGGAACCACAUGGGAUGCUGGGGAUUGAAUCCGGAUCGGCUGCAUGCAAGGCAAACGUCCUACCUGCUGUGCUAUUGCUCCAGCCCCAAAUUCUAACAUCUUGAUUAGAAAUGUCAUUCCAUCAACUUAGCUUUGCCAUCUCAUUUUUCUCAAGGAGCUGAAGUGGCCAUGGUACUUGUUAGAAGACACGAAACGAGGAAAAGUUCUAAGACGCAAGAGCCGGAGCAGAUAUCACGAGUGGACUGGAGGCGGACCAAAAGAAAUAGCCUCUCCCAGUUACUGGACAGUGAUGAAGACCUGGACAGCGAUGAAGACCUGGACAGUGGCGAAGAGCUGGACAGUGACCACAGCACUGGCAGCGAUCAUGACACAGAGCUCUGCAGUGACAAGGGGCGGGACAAGGAGUCAGCCCUGGGAAGUGACUUGGAAUCUGCCACCGUGGAAAGUGAGAGAAACACAGACACCCACAGCAGUGCCAUGGGCCAGGAGGAGAGCAAAGUAGACGCCUGCAACCCCCAACAGCCCUCUGAACACGGGACAGCAGGAGGCACCCUGGACGAGGAUCUAGAUGAGGAAGAGCACAUCCGGUGCGGGAGGAGGAAACGGGCAUCCUUGGUGAUGGAUGACAGCGACGACAGCGAUGGCAGCGACAUCCUGGUGCGGAAGGCGGGCGGGAAGCGCCCGCGGAGAGUGGUGGAGGACGAGGCGGGCAGCCCGGGCCAGGCCCUGGCGGCCAGGAGGCGCGCGCAGCUGCAGAGGCUGCAGGAGUUGUCCAGGCAAAGGGCCCGCCGGGGACGUCUUGGGAGCCGCGACGCGCAGGACUCUGAAAAGGAAUCACGCCAGAGCAGUGAUGAGAAUGGGGAGGAGGACAACGAGGAAGAGGACAACGAGGAAGAGGAAAAUUUAGAAUAUGGUGACGACGGGGAUGAUUACAUUAUUGAUGACUUUGUAGUGCAAGAUGAGGAGGGUGAAGAAGAAAAUAAAAGCCAGCAAGGAGAAAACCUGACCACAUCACAGCUGAAAUUAGUGAAGCAGAAUUCCCUUUAUUCCUUUAGUGACCACUACACCCAUUUUGAGCGCGUGGUGAAGGCCCUGCUCAUCAAUGCUCUGGAUGCCUCCUUUCUGGGCUCGCUGUAUGAUGGCACCAGGCAGAAGACCUAUGCGCAAGACAUGCUGACAUCGCUCCAUUAUCUGGACAACCGCUUCGUCCAGCCCCGUCUGGAGAGCUUGGUUUCUAGAAGCCGCUGGAAAGAGCAAUACAAGGAGCGGGUGGAGAACUACUCCCAUGUCGCCAUCCACCUGAGGAGCCCGGAGACGUGCGGCUGCCAGGCAUGCGGGCUGCAGCGCCUCUGCCGCUACUCGGUGCACCUGUCUGGGAGGCUCUACAAUACCAAGACCAUGGAGACCGACGACUUUAUGUCGCACGACAAGCAGGUGUUUACUGUUGGCAGGAUUUGUGCCAACCGCACCCAAAUCUAUCAUGCACUGAAGCACUUUAAGUUCAAACUGUACCAGGAAUGUUGCUCCAUCGUGAAGACAGAAGAGGUGGAGAAUGAGCAGGUUAAAGAGACAGUGGAAAGAAUUUUCAAUCAGUCCAAAGAAAGUGGCUGGAUUAAGGAGAAAUACAGCCAACUUCAAGACUAUCUCAACUCUGCAGAUUACUUUCAAGAUGAGAAGUUUGAAUUGUGACUACGUUUCCUCCAGAGAAGCCUUUAUGAAUUCCUGUAAAUACAAUGAUGAUCAAUCUUGUUUCUCUGUCCCCUGUAACAUACCUGUACAUUUUAUGCGUAUCUUUGUGGCAGAAUAUCUCAUCUAAGCAUAUGUUCAUCUUUAUCUCCAUAAAAAGGCACUCUGCAAUCUAAUAAAACUUUAAUCUGCAAUGCAUGUAAAACACAAUCUGAUUAAUUUUUAAACCCGUGUUGUCUGCAGCUCUGCCUGUGUGUGUGGAUCCAUCACACUCUUGUUCGGCACUCGAGCUGCUCGUGCUCUGUUCAGUAGAGAAAAGACUAUUUUUAAAAUGCAGACUAAAAUCUCCCUGCAUUUACGGCUGAAUCCCUGCCCGGGUCUGUGCAUUACUCUUUCGCAACACUAAACGAUCUUCACUCGCUGACUUUUUACUAUCAUCACCUAAACCAGUGGCCAUGGGGGAGGCUGUGGCUUUUCCUUCCUUGACAGACCUUGGCCCCAGCAGCAGACUGUGCCCCACAUGUCCACCCUGAGGCUCCUACAGCUUCUCUGGGUUUCCCGUAGAGCUGGGUGUGGGCUAUCAGCAUUCCAGCCUCACUCAGGACCCUCCACAUGAGAUAUGUCUUGUGUUUUGAAUGCUUAUUCAUUUUUAUAUUUAAUUCCUAUUGUGGACUGGAGCAAUAGCUCAGCCAGCAGGGCAUUUGCCUUGCAUGUGGCCGAACCGGGUUUGAUUCCUCUAUCCCUCUCAGAGAGCCGGGCAAGCUACCGAGAGUAUCCCGCCCAUAUGGCAGAGACUGGCAAGCUCCCUGUGGCAUAUUCAAUAUGCCAAAAACAGUAACAAGAAGUCUCACAAUGGAGACUUUACUGGUGCCUGCUUGAGGAAAUUGAUGAACAGUGGGAUGACAGUGCUACAGUGCUACAGUAUUCCUGUUAGGCUUGAAACACAGUUAAAAACAAUUUAAACUCAGAAUUGUGCUGCUGAGCACAACCCGGCAAUUCCACUUCUAGGUAUCUAUCCAAAGGCUGAAAGCAUCAUUUAGAACAAAAAUUCUGCAUUCCUGUGUUCAUUGCAACACUAUUCACAGUAGCCAAGAUCGGGAAACAACCCAAGUACCCCAGAACAGAUGAGUGGAUACAGAAAGUGUGGCAUGUCUCACCUAAUGGAAUACUAUUCAGCAAUAAGGAAAAUGAAAUUGCGCAGAUUGGCACUAAGUGGAUGGAACUAGAGAGAAGGAGAGGCACAGGUGCAGAACCAUCUCCCACCUGGCAGAUGUAAAGAGACACAGGGAGGGAACAGCAAAUGGUCAAAAGCGUCACCGAUUGAGUCAAUCUCCAGAUCUGAGCUUACUUGGAGUGAAAGGAGAGGAGGGCGGGAGGGUCCUUGGAAUGUUACCAGGGUAAGUAGGCACUGUGGUGUUGGCAUGAUGUAGGCAUGACACUCAUUGAACACUGUUGGAAAUCACAGAUGCGAAUGAAAAGGAAAGAAUAGUUUCUUAGUCUGUGCAUAGCUUUACACAACUCACU
Molecule: messenger RNA, 3466 nt
Organism: Sorex araneus (European shrew)
Lineage: Eukaryota; Metazoa; Chordata; Mammalia; Eulipotyphla; Soricidae
Gene: CCDC82
Product: coiled-coil domain containing 82
Exons: 9
Coding region: 425-1945 (506 amino acids)
Cellular component (GO): nucleus
Source: RefSeq, a predicted model, not a curated record